This is a messenger RNA of Punica granatum (pomegranate), 1966 nucleotides long. Lineage: Eukaryota; Viridiplantae; Streptophyta; Magnoliopsida; Myrtales; Lythraceae. The record is from RefSeq and is a predicted model, not a curated record.
GGAGGAAAGAGACGGUCGUCCGUUACCUUCCACCCGACGGAAGUUAACGAAGCAAACCUCUUUCGAUAAGUUCUGAUAGCUCACUGUCCCUCUGUUGUCUGUUGGACUUGACAACUCUCGACAUGUCUCUGGAAGCUCCCAGCUGGAGCGCCUGCUUGCACUCGAACCGACGGUCGGUCCCCAACUCCGCUGCCCUCUCCGCCAGUCCACUGCCCUUCCAACUACGCCGGCCCAGAGCUGCCCGUUUUCCAGCUCCCCUGUUCUUCCGCCGUGAUGCUGCUUCCCGCGUUAUAGAGGCAACGACCCGGGCGGUCCUGGAAACAAAGGAGAAUGCGGCGACGGAGUCGAGAAGUUCGCCGGUGAGAAUAGUGGCUGUUGUUGGAGAAGGCAGCGUCAGCCCUCUGAAACAUGCGCCGUGGUCGGAGGUCAUGCUCCACACCGCAACUAGGAUGAAAUGGGUAAAUGAAGAGUUUGAAAUGCGGGUUUUUUCCGAUGCUUCAUGCCGAACCAGUGAUCAACCAGCAGCGGAAACCCUCCGUGAUGAAUUAACUCAGGCAGAUAUAUUGAUCAACGUCGCUGUAACAAAUCAAGAAUCAGUUGAGUGGAUUCAGAACAACAGUGGAAGCAUCCCGAACGUAAUCUCCUUUGACUCGUCCGCGAGACUGACUAGCAAGCUCGGUGGAUCGGUCAUCGACACCUCAACCCAAGGCAACUUCUUCGCCAAGCUCGUGGAACCCAAAGAACCGAUGGAAAUUGUAAAAACAGUGUCGGAGGCUUGGGCUCGGAACAACUCGGAUGACAUAAGGUUUUGUCUGCUGGUGAUAAUCAAUGCUUACAUACGGCCUGUCCCGAUCCUCAAAAACCUGAGAUCAAAAGGGUUCUCUACUUUGAACUGCAUGGUUAAGAACUGCGGGCCGCAGAUACUGAAUUGCCUGCUGGACCCGAACUGCCGGAAAGCCCUCCAGUGCUUGAACAAUUGCAGCCCGGUGGAUCAGGUGUGCAAUUACCGGUGUAUCGCAUCUUAUGAAAGCCCGAACUUGGAGGCAUUUUCCCUGUGCGUCUUGCAGAAGAAUAACUGCCUCGGGUUGGAUGCAGAGAUCCCAAAAUUGCCAUCGGUGCCCCCGAUGGUCACUUUCCGUGGGGAAGAGAUGUCUCUUGAACUUGCCGAAGAUCUCUUCGUGGGUUGGUUGGGAAAGUUGGAUUGGAGCUGGCGGGUUGUUGCAGGUCAAAAUCCAGCAUACGACCAAUUCCCGUGUCAGUACCAGCUUUUCUACCGGGGCAAGGCUAAAGGGUCAUUUUGGUACGAGCCCGUGUUCCAGGUUAGGACCCUAGAGGGGAAGCUGGUAUGGAGGAGGAGGAAGUACCGGGUUAAACGGGCCACAAUCCCAGGGACAUUCUUCUUCAGUGUCUUAGACAACGGAGUGACCUCAAAUGAGUUUUGGACCAUUGUUGAUGUGGCGGAUGAUCUUAGCUGGGGAUUGUUCCACUACAGCGGAGCAGCUCGGGCAGCAGGGCAGUCUUACACCGGUGCAGUGCUCGUGAGCCCCGAUGGGCAGUACCCGGAUGAGAAGCAGCGAGAGAGGCUAGCUUCAGCAAUGGAGAAGUGUGGGAUAAAGGAGUGGGAGCUGUUCAAUGUGGAUAACUGCUCUUGUGUGGAUCCUCCUCUGGGAAUUCCUGAGGGCUCGAGGUUGCAUUCAGCUAUUAAAGUUGAAGAUCAGAAGUGGGUUUAUUCUCAAACGGGCUAAUUGAAGACAGAUUCACACAUAUCAGUCUUUAAAACGAUAUCAUAGUAUAGUAUAGGAUGUUUGAAUCUGUUAGGUUGAUGAAGAAAAUGUACCAAAGGAGGUUCCUAGAAGAGGAAGUAAGGGCUAAUAGGAUUCAUCUGUAAAGCUCAUAUAAUUAUUCUACCUCAGAAAUGAUUAUUUGGAAUUCGAAAUCGUGAAUGGCAAAGUAAUUUUACGUAACA